AUGGAUGACGUUGGCUCAUCGGCAAGAACAACCCCGGAUUCGGGACUGGCUGCUGAUGAUCAAAUGAGACAUCAGGAACGUCGUGUUCCACCUCCAGGAUUUCUUCAGUACGACUGCCCGCCUGUUUUUCGUGGUUUACGAUAUGAAACUGACUCUUCUAUGGUUGGCUGUGAACCUAUGACUUACAGUAGGCCUCAAUUAAUGAUGGGUAGUCAAAGUCAUCAUGUCUCCAGUGCACGUUAUGACGAUCACAGUCUAUCAAGAGUGGCGCAUCCACCUAUCAGUGUUGCAAAUCAUCAUGUGAAUUCCUCAGCAGGAAGCUUCUCGCAAAUAGGAUAUUAUGGUGUGGGAGGCAAUACAGGAGGCACCGUAGCAAUGCAGCGCCCACAGAUCCCAUCAGGAUAUGAGAGUGAGGUUCUUCCACAGCAACAACCUCAUGCUCAUCAAGUGCAACAAGCUAUGACGCAUUAUUAUGGACCGAAUCAACAUCCACCGAAUACAGUUCAGUAUCAGCAGUCUGUGAACGGGCAUAUUGUUUUCAAUGGACAACCAUUGCAACAGGAACCACAGCAGCAAACACAGCUUGUGAACCAGACACCACAAACUGUGAUGACCGUUCAACAACGUGGUGGAGGACAGUUUAUUGUUCCAGUGCCGCAUCCUCAGAUGGUCGCUCCUCAAUACAUUGGUCAACAAGUGAUGCCACCAGCACAUUAUCAACCUUCGGGAGUGUAUAUGCAACCAGCAGUCCGACCGCGUACACAGUUCACCGAUGAGGUAAUGCCGAGAAGUGUUCUGAGCAUCGGAUUAAACUUUCGACGUAGAACUGAACUUUCUACGGAUCAACGCGUGAAUAUUGCCAUGUCACCCGAAAACAAAGUACAUGCUUACAUCGAGGAGACAGUUUUUGUUCCCCGUGCGGAAGUAGGCUAUUCCCCGAUGGAGCACUCACAACCUGUUGUGGUUCCUAUGCCAUUUGUUGUUCAUCACGCGCUUCCAAGCCAACCUUCAGAUCAAUCACAUCCAUCAUAUCAACAAACUGUGAUUGAACAGUCACACGUAACAGUAGAACAGUUUGGUGAAUCGGAAUUUAUUUCUUCCGUGCCAGCAGUUCAGCCUGUGCGACCUAUGAGCAUGCCUCCAGGAGUACCAAAUGGACUGCCACCAUUUGUGAGUGUUAUGCAUCAAGCCACUCAGCAAUCGCUGAGCGAAUCGCGCAACGCAACGGCAUCCAUUCCACCAUUGGUAACGCCAUCUUCGAGUUACGGACCACUGCCAUAUCCGCGAAUGUACGGGUUCCACCCAAGUGCCAUAGCACCACCAUUUGUAAUGGCAUCUCAUUUCGGUAUGCCGCACAUAAUGCAUUCUUCACCUGGCCGAGGACGUAAUUCUCGUAUGAGCUCCAGUUUCCGUGGUACAUCGUCGUUCUACAGCAAGAAUAAGGAUUUGUCGUUGAAUGCAGAAGAGACUAACGGAUGUGAGGCAGAAGAUGGGCAUGAACUGGGCAAGGAACCUGUUUUAGAAGAGCAAAAAGAAGAAAAAGAACAGGAGACUUUUCAAAAAUCCGAAUCACCACCUCAACCAAAAUCUGAUUUGAAACCUGAGGUCACCAAAGAGCUUCUUCCACUUGUUGCUUCUAAGGCGGAAUCGGAGAAGCGUGCAGCCGUUCCGAUAGUAGCAGUUGCACCCGUGAUGUCGGUAAAAGCUGAAGUUGUUCAAACCGAGAACAAGGAACUGGAUGAAGAUGAUAUGCCUGUUAAAGAGAAUGUGGAAUUGCGUAUAAGAGACUCCGAACCAACGGUACCUGUGCAGGCUUUACCAACUUCAUAUUCGUCCUCAGUUUCCAUAAUGUUGGACUGCACGUUUUGUCGAAGCCUUGGGAAGUCAGAGGAAGUCGCCACAUCUCAUGUAAUCCGUGGUCCAGAUGGAAAAGUUACAUGCCCAGAGCUACGCAAGCGAACGUGCAGUAUUUGUGGAGCAACUGGUGACAAUUCGCAUGCUGCAGUAUUUUGCCCCUUGAAGUCUCAGCAGCAAAUAAGUGAGUGUCGGGACGUCCGGGAAGUAGAUAUGAGGGUGGUAGACGUCCCAAAAAUUCCGCAUACAGACCAACAAAGGUCUCCUGGUAACUACAAAAAGCCGAUGGUAUUUGAAAGGAGAGGUGGUGGUGCACAUCGCGGAAGUUACGGCGGAAGUACACAUCGAGGAGGUUACAGUCAGGGUCGUGGUAGUGGUAGAUACCAACCGAGGAAUCGACACUACAAUUAG
Molecule: messenger RNA, 2265 nt
Organism: Angiostrongylus costaricensis
Lineage: Eukaryota; Metazoa; Nematoda; Chromadorea; Rhabditida; Metastrongylidae
Source: the annotation of a GenBank genome assembly